CCAAAAAUAUAGUACACUGUACAAAAUUUUCAAAUAUAAAUAAUCUUCAAUCAUUUGAUAUAUAAAAUAACCACAAAACACAUACACGUUCUCAGUGUUAGCAAGAUAAGGUAACAAAAACAAUAAUGGCAAAGCAAGAGAACAGUAGCAGAAGCAGAAGCUCAAGAUGGUCCCUCAAGGGAUUCACAGCUCUUGUCACCGGCGGAACUCGUGGGAUCGGUCAUGCUAUCGUAGAGGAACUUGCUGAGUUUGGUGCUAUAGUGUACACUUGUUCUAGGAAUGAAGAAGAAUUGAAUAAAUGCUUAAAUGAGUGGAAGGAGAAAGGUUUUUCUGUUUAUGGAUCAGUUUGUGAUGUGACUUCUUCUUCUCAAAGAGAAGAGCUUGUUAGAAAAGUGGCUUCUGCUUUCAACGGCAAGCUCAACAUUCUUGUAAACAAUGUUGGAACAAAUGUGAGGAAACCAACAAUUGAGUAUACAACAGAAGAUUAUUCAAAAUUGAUGACUAUUAACUUGGAUUCUGCAUACCAUCUAUGCCAACUGACAUAUCCUCUUCUUAAAGAAUCUGGAAAUGGAAGCAUUGUAUUCAAUUCCUCUGUUGCAUCUCUGACACACGUAGGUUCUGGAACGAUAUACGCAGCAUGUAAAGCUGCAAUCAAUCAGCUGAACAAAGGUCUUGCUUGUGAAUGGGCAAAAGACAAUAUAAGGAUCAAUUGCGUCGCGCCUUGGUAUACAAAAACACCGCUUAAUGAUUAUUUAUAUGCUAACAAAGAGUUUGUGAAUGAAGUACUAUCUCGAACACCGAUAAAACGGAUAGCAGAAACACAUGAAGUGUCUUCCUUGGUGGCUUUCCUUUGUCUGCCAGCUGCUUCUUACAUCACUGGACAAGUUAUUUCUGUUGAUGGAGGAUUUACUGCGAAUGGAUUUCAACCCAGCAUGAUCAUAAGAAGUGAUUAAUAUUAAGUGUAUAAAAUAAUUCAUGACUUAUGUAUAAGUUGGUUUAAAAUUUUAUUUUAACAAUUCUCUCAAAAUAAAGCUUAUUUUAUUGUAAGGCCAUAGUAUUAGUACACCAUGAGACUAUUUCUGCCUCAGAUCAUAUGAAGUCUAUUUCCAUAAUGUCUGAUCCUAAGUCUCCUUGUUAACCAUCUGAAGGUCUAUUUAUGCAUGAUGAGA
Medicago truncatula (barrel medic) is the source of this 1169-nucleotide messenger RNA. Its product is annotated as tropinone reductase homolog At5g06060. Gene Ontology annotation, molecular function: oxidoreductase activity. NCBI's taxonomy places the organism in Eukaryota, Viridiplantae, Streptophyta, Magnoliopsida, Fabales, Fabaceae. The coding region runs from base 126 to 953 and encodes 275 amino acids. The record is from RefSeq and is a predicted model, not a curated record. The transcript is spliced from 4 exons.